Neurospora tetrasperma FGSC 2508 is the source of this 1101-nucleotide messenger RNA. RefSeq lists its product as uncharacterized. The coding region runs from base 1 to 1041 and encodes 346 amino acids. The transcript has a single exon. Lineage: Eukaryota; Fungi; Ascomycota; Sordariomycetes; Sordariales; Sordariaceae. Gene Ontology annotation, biological process: peptidoglycan biosynthetic process. Gene Ontology annotation, molecular function: ATP binding; D-alanine-D-alanine ligase activity; metal ion binding. Gene Ontology annotation, cellular component: cytoplasm. The record is from RefSeq and is a predicted model, not a curated record.
AUGGCCGACACCAUAAAGAAGAACAUCGCGGUAGUCGUGGGCGGCUACUCGGGCGAGUAUGACGUAUCCAUCAGCACGGGUAAUGCCAUCUACGCCAACGUCGACCGUGCCAGAUACAACCUCUACAAGAUUGUCAUCCCCCGCAACCCCAAGGCCGGCUGGUACCACUUGACCGACGAUGACAAACAAAUCCCCGUGGACCGCAACGACUUCAGCGUCACCCUCUCAACCGGCGAAAAGAUCCAGUUCGACCUAGCCUACAUCAGCAUUCACGGCAACCCAGGCGAGAACGGCGUGCUGCAGGGCUACUUCGACAUGCUCGGCCUCCCCUACACAAGCUGCGGCUUCUACACCUCGGCUCUAACCGCCAACAAGGGCCACUGCAACCCCGUAGUCCGCAGCUUCGGCAUCGUGGAGGUGGCCAAGUCCCGCCUGCUUCAUCGCAACCAAAUCAGCGCCCUCGACCCUGAAGCUCUGCUGUUCGAUUUUGAGCUGCCCGUCUUCGUCAAGCCCGCGUCGGGAGGCAGCAGCGUGGCCACUACCAAAGUCAAGAGCCGCGAGCAGGUGGUCCAAGCAGUCGAAGACGCCAUGCGCGAGGACGGCAACGGCCAAGUGUUGGUGGAGGAGUUCAUCGAGGGCCGCGAGUUCAACUGUGGCGUGAUUCGCGAUGCGGAAGGCUGGCUGCACGUGUUCCCCAUUACCGAAGUUAUCCCCCACGGCGACAGCGAGUACUUUGACUACAAUGCCAAGUACAAUGGGUCGUCGAGCAAGGUGACGCCUGCCGAGGUGGAGACGCAGGUCAGCGACCGCAUCAAGGAUGUAUCGACGAUGCUGUACGAUCUCCUAGACUGUCGUGGCGUAGUACGCUUCGAUUACAGGUAUAACCCCGAGCUGACGGCGUUGUACUUCCUUGAAGUCAACACGAUACCUGGCCAGACGCCGGAGAGCAUAGUACCGCAGCAGGCGCGCGCCGCCGGUAUUAGCACUGCUGACCUCUAUCAUAUGGUGAUCGAGUGUGCCCUGGCAGCGGCCUCGCGAUGAGCUACGGAUGGAGGACUGUAGAUAGAUUGAUAUUGGGCACGCAGGCAGUAGAGGACAGUU